UUUUGCCGCAUCCCGCCUCGCCGUGCCGCCGGCCGGGCGUGAUGCCGCACAUGGAAAUGCUGCUGCUGGCGGCCGCGGCGCUGUGGGUGUGCGUGCGCGGGCAGGAGCCCGGCGCCAAGGCGGUGGCCGACCGCUACGCCGUGUACUGGAACAGCUCCAAUCCCAGAUUCCAGCGAGGUGACUACCACAUCGAUGUCUGCAUCAAUGACUACCUGGAUGUGUUCUGCCCUCACUAUGAAGACUCAGUGCCAGAAGAUAAGACCGAACGCUAUGUUCUGUACAUGGUGAACUUUGAUGGCUACAGCUCCUGUGAUCACACUUCCAAAGGGUUCAAGAGGUGGGAGUGUAAUCGGCCGCAUUCCCCAAAUGGACCAUUGAAGUUCUCGGAAAAGUUCCAGCUCUUCACGCCCUUCUCACUGGGAUUUGAGUUCAGGCCAGGCCGGGAGUAUUUCUACAUCUCUUCUGCGAUCCCAGAUAAUGGAAGGAGAUCCUGCCUAAAGCUUAAGGUGUACGUACGACCAGCAAACAGCUGUAUGAAAACUAUAGGUGUUCAUGAUCGUGUUUUCGAUGUUAACGACAAAGUAGAAAAUUCAUUAGAACCAGCAGAUGAUACCGUACAUGAGUCAGCCGAGCCAUCCCGUGGUGAGAAUGCGGCACAGACACCAAGGAUACCCAGCCAGCUUUUGGCAACUCUAUUGUUCCUCCUGGCAAUGCUUUUGAUAUUAUAGCACAGUAUGCUCCAGCAACCUGUCACAGAAAAUCAAGGGUCUUGGAACAUCAAAGAUCCACCUAACUGCUCAUCCCAGGAAAGGGACUUUUUUGUUUUUGCAGAUGUCAAAUUGUUAUUUUUCCCUUUUCUUCUCCCUUUUAGCCUGAACUCAGCAAAAAUUUGAAGGGGAUAACUAGCUUCAGCACCCACCCCUACCUACCCUCUGACUUUCUUAACCCCUCCAUAUAAAUAAAAGGACUCCAAAUGAAAAUGCCAAACUAUAAUAGUGACACUAGUGAUUCUUAUUUUCUUCUGCAUUCUCCUUCAAGAAGUCACCUCUGUUAGCUCACUGUGUCAUCCGUAUGUGGACAAGAAAGUGUAGUGGCAGAUGCAGUCAGUGAGGGAUAAGGAAAGUGAGUGAAAACCUGGGAGAGUCUUUCUCUGUGAUACAAUAUUUAUGCCUUCUCAUUCAGCACUGUAAGAUGGUUAUGCAAGGCAUUGUGUCACCAUGUCAGGACUGGAGGGGAGAUAUUAAGAAUGGACAUAACACCAUUUCCUCCAGAAGUUUCUAAAUGAACAGGCUUCUGAAAGGGGAAGAUGAUGUUUCUUAUGGGACUCUUGAAACAUCUUUGACAGUAAAAUUUUUGCUGACAAGUAAAAAAGCUUUCUUUGGUGAGAGGAAAAAGUUAGCACACAGCAGGCAAGGUCAGAUUUAGGAAACUUCACUGGGGGUGUGAGUGCCUCUGUUAUUUCGUUUUAAGGGGAUAAUGCACACCGGCUUAUUUUAUUUUAAAACAAAUCACCGUGGUGCUAAAAUUUUUUUCUUGAAAUGCAGAGGCACUUUUGAGAAUAAAGUGACCUUCCCCAGCACUCACUUAGUAGCUAAUAGCCUUGGAUGCUGCUCUGGGUGUUAAUACAUGCUAAAAGAGGACAUCGGUGGCCAGAGGAAACAUGUUUGGGACACAGGAUCUCCAGUGUUCUCUUGAUUUGUCUCUCCUGUAAGUUCCUCAAUCAUGGGAAUAAAUCACAUGUAGAAGAAGCUAGGGCAGUCUAAUAGCAUUGUUUGGUGGGGGAAAAGAAAAGAAGUGUGGAAUAUUCAAUGUUGAUUUUUUUAUCUUUUCCCCUUCCAGCACAGUUUGAAGAGUAGAGGAAAUGUGUUUAUCAGCCGGAGAUAAACUAGAUGGGCUCCCAAAGACUUAACAAAAUAUUUUUUUAAAAAUCCACUAGAAUAGAAAAUGCAUUAUUUAGAUAUACUUUAUGCUGAGAGUGAGUAUAUAUGCUUGUCCUAUUUAAAUGUGAGAAAAGCGGAAACCCUUGAUGCAAUUAGGAGAUGGGACUGUCUUGUUUGAUGGAAUUAGGAGUGACCCUGUUUAAGGAAUCUGAGCCUUGGCUAACAAAACUUGAAAAAGUAAUUUGCCAGGAAGUGCAAGCCUUGGGGUAUUUUUUGGCUAGGCUGCCAUGAAAUUCAGACUGCUAAGCAUAAUCAGUGAAAUUUCAGACCCAGACUGAAACACAGCUUUUCUGACAAAAACUAUGGUAAUUAAGUUAAAGGUGAAACAAAGUAUGGAACAUAUUCAAGCAAAACAAGAAUUUUCUAUAUUAAUUAUGAAGAAAAAUUCUACCAUAGCCAAAUUGAGUGAUGCCAUUAGUGGACACCACUUCAUAGACUUUAUAUUUUUAAAUUAAAAAAAACCCUCCAGAAGUUGAGGCAGGAGAGGGGAAAAUAAAUUUGAUAUGUAAAGGGAGGUUUUAUGCAUGCUGAGCUAUGACCUGGGUUUGCCUGAUAUCAUACAUGUUCAUGAAUACAGGACCUAUACUUACAGGGGGAAUGCAGGAAAUUUGCUCUAGUGUGAAAUGCACAGAAUAAAGAUACACAGUCCAAACAGUGAGGGAAGUCAUCAUCUCAUUACAGGCUGUAUGGUACUUUGCUCUCUUUAAGGUGUAUAUACUUGAUACACACACUAAUACUUUCUGUAGGUAGAAAUGAAAAAGCUUUGGAUGAGGUGAGUUUAAUCAGAAUGCACCGUGUCAAAUGGAUUAUUAACCAGAGUACCAAUAAUACUGCAUGAUGUGUAACAAUAUUAAAAUGAUUUACAGUAAUUGCAGGCAGUCACACAAGUAGUGCAAAUUUGAUGUAGAAAUGGUGACAUUUAUCAUCCUUUGUCUCUGAAUGAUGUUGAAAAUGUCCAUUCACCCCAGAGCCUUGCUGAGUAUGUGAGGGACAACACAAGUGAUGAUCCCUGGGCUGCCCAGCAUGGCUGGGAGCAGCAUUCCAGGCACUGCCAGUUUCAUACUUAAUGGCAUUAGGCAAUCCCAGUCAUACCAAGUACAUAAAUGUUGGUGGGUUUUGUGUUGUGUUGCAAGCCUCUGGAUGCUUUAAAUGCAGAUGUUGCUGAAAAUUAAGGAGUUUGUUGCUCCCUUACUCUUCAUCUACCCCUGCUCAAGUCUGAGAUACUGAUUCUCCCUAGCCUUAGUGGGUUACUUACACCCAUGACCUGCACUCCUGGCUGCCAAGGGCAUUGCAAUGUGAAGCAGGCAAAAUAGGGAUCAGUCAGUUUAGUGGAUACUGUGUAUCCUUCAAUAGACAAGGUAACAUUUUGUGUUAGUUUAGAAUAUUGUUUUGUACUGUACUUACCUGGAUGGCAAAGGAAAGACAAGUAAAACUUAAAGCUAUGUUCUUUAAAUUCUGUAUUAUUAGCAACCUCUGUUGUAUAUAGUGUUUGAUAAUAAAGUAUUAAUUUGAUUCUUAUGUCUUUUGUAAGUGAGAACAAUAGACUUUCAGGAUAUUAAAAUCACGUGUUGAUUACAAGACAGAGCUUUGAAGCAUCAAGUGUGAUCAUGGCUGAGAACUGAGAGACAAGUGGCCAUGACACUGCAGCAUACAGGACUCAUCUUCAAAAAUCGUUCAUCUGUUGCAAGACUUCACAAUGUCAAGACCUAGAACAACAUGACUUUUGAUGAUCAAUGUUUUGUCCUCGGUGUUUAAAGGUCUUAUGUUGGAGCCCUGUGGUUUCUGUGUUAGUUUUGUUCUUUUGUAUCAUGUUUGUUUCUAAAAAGGCUUUGGGGAUAUAAUGGCUUUUCUGUUGUUUGUUUGUUUCUUUUUAAUUUUUUUUUCCUCCUGUUUUCCUUCUGGAUUUGUUCCCAUGAAUAGUUUCUUCCAGAAGGGAUCUUGCCAGUGUCAUGUGCGAUAUAUGUAUGUACUUGGUUCCAAAAGAACUAGAAACAAAUUUGGGAAGUACUGAGAGUAGUUGAGUAGAUUGUUUCCUUUCUUCUAUAAUUGUGGAAGGAAAAUGGUUGUAUUUGUACUUGUUGAUUCCCACCCCUAGCCCUCAAAACUGAACUUAAUCCAUUGCCUUAUGAGUGCAAUGGUUCAGUCACUUUCAGAGGUUUAGAGUAUUAACUCUUCCCGUCUUUUCCUUACACUUGGAUUUUGUAAUCACCAGUUUUAAUGUACAACCCUCCACACUUCUCUUCCCUCUUCCUGCCCUGCCUCCUCUCCCACCCUCCUCCUUUUUUAAUUUGGAGCUGUGAAUGGGCAGAUCUGUUUCUGGUCUGGCAUCACUGAGUUUUUCCCAUGCAUUCGCCCUCGAGCUUCUCAGAUGUGAGACAAAUAUCCCUACAAUAGGCUUGCUGCCAUUGUCUGUACAGUUUAAUAGAUGCUGGCAUGUUGGAGGUUACCCAUGAGUCUGCGAAAUCCGCUUACCAUGCUUACUCUUGACACCCCAUUGAAGACACUCAUUGUGUAUGCAUCUGGGUAUGAAAGUCCAGCUCAGUGUGGUCCUGUGCUUGUACUGCCCUGCUUUGCAGUUUCUUUGCACUUAUUCAUUGAGUGCUGUUUUUGAAAUGCUUACAUGAUAUAAACUUAAAAGAAAAUGUUAAAAAAAACCCCACCCAAACGCCCUGCCCCAUGAGAUCUGUAUUUGUAUAUACACGUGUCCGUACAAUUAUACUUAAAUAAAAUUAAAGAUUUUCAUCAUUUUAA
Molecule: messenger RNA, 4691 nt
Organism: Vidua chalybeata
Lineage: Eukaryota; Metazoa; Chordata; Aves; Passeriformes; Viduidae
Gene: EFNA5
Product: ephrin A5
Exons: 5
Coding region: 42-728 (228 amino acids)
Biological process (GO): axon guidance; regulation of actin cytoskeleton organization; regulation of cell-cell adhesion
Cellular component (GO): plasma membrane; external side of plasma membrane
Molecular function (GO): ephrin receptor binding
Source: RefSeq, a predicted model, not a curated record